Messenger RNA from Cucumis melo (muskmelon), 732 nucleotides. RefSeq names its product 40S ribosomal protein S20-2. The coding region runs from base 190 to 555 and encodes 121 amino acids. Gene Ontology annotation, biological process: translation. The record is from RefSeq and is a predicted model, not a curated record. The transcript is spliced from 4 exons. Gene Ontology annotation, molecular function: RNA binding; structural constituent of ribosome. NCBI's taxonomy places the organism in Eukaryota, Viridiplantae, Streptophyta, Magnoliopsida, Cucurbitales, Cucurbitaceae. Gene Ontology annotation, cellular component: ribosome; cytosolic small ribosomal subunit.
AAAAAAAGAAAAAUCCUUUGGAAUUUGGCCCGAUAUGUCUAUUAGCAUUCGGGCCUCUAAGUCCACUGAUAUUAAUACAAAAAAACCCUACCUUUCUUCUUCCCACCUCUUAUAAUCCUCCCCAGCUGAAAUAACCUACCUCAGCCGUACCCGCCGCCCUUUGCUCCGGUAGUAAGUAAGUAAGCAAACAUGGCGUAUGCAGCAAUGAAGCCUACGAAGCCUGGUUUGGAGGACGCACAAGAGCAGAUCCACAAGAUUAGGAUUACUCUUUCCUCCAAGAAUGUGAAGAACCUUGAAAAGGUUUGUGCUGAUUUGGUUCGGGGUGCCAAAGACAAGAGACUGAGGGUUAAGGGACCUGUGAGGAUGCCAACUAAAGUCCUCCACAUCACCACAAGGAAAUCUCCCUGCGGUGAAGGUACCAACACAUGGGACAGAUUUGAACUUCGUGUCCACAAACGGGUCAUCGACCUCUUUAGCUCUGCUGACGUUGUUAAGCAGAUCACCUCGAUCACCAUCGAACCCGGUGUUGAGGUUGAAGUCACAAUUGCCGAUUGAUGUGUCCCAUAUUUCUGAAGUUCUUAAAUCCACUUCAUCGUAGUUAUCUAGAGUUCUAUAUACUCUGUGUGCCUGCGCUAUUUCAAUCUCAAAUGUUAAGGUUAAUGCGUUAUCCAUUUUUGUCAUAAUUUUGAAGUUCAUAACUAAUUCCGAGAGCAAAAUUUUUGUCUCCUGUCA